This is a messenger RNA of Lagopus muta (rock ptarmigan), 2348 nucleotides long. RefSeq names its product coiled-coil domain containing 78 (gene CCDC78). The coding region runs from base 49 to 1749 and encodes 566 amino acids. NCBI's taxonomy places the organism in Eukaryota, Metazoa, Chordata, Aves, Galliformes, Phasianidae. The transcript is spliced from 15 exons. The record is from RefSeq and is a predicted model, not a curated record. Gene Ontology annotation, cellular component: cytoplasm.
CUAGUACAGUGCAAAGAUCCCAGCCAGCGAGCACUGAGCCUCACACACAUGGAUUUUGGAAGUGUUGCAGAUAAGGAGAAUGUAAAUGCUCUGACGGAGCAAGCACAGCAUCUUGCUAACAAAAAUGUGCAGCUGCAGGAUAGGAAUGAGAGGCUCCAUGCGGGGUUUGGAGACGUGCAGGAGAGGAUGACGAGGCUGGCUGGCUCCAAACCAGAUUUGUCACCCAGAACGGUCUUCAGUGAAGAGGAAAAACUGAAGAUUUCCAAAGAACUCGUUGAUCUCCAAAUUGAGACAAACAAAAUGAAGGAGCAGUAUGAAACAGAGAAAUUUGAAUUGAAAAAUAUGAUCCUGGCCCUGGAGAGCCGUGUGCUGGAACUGGAGCUCCGCAGUGAGAAAGUCAGUGAGGAACGUGAUGCCUUACGGGAUCACCUGCUCACUGUGGAGACCAGCAGGAGGGAGCUGGCAGACGAAUACAUCAUUCUGAAGAGUAAUUACCUGGCGCUAGGCAAAGAACUCGACCAGGAGGUCUUAAAGAAUGAAGAGCUCAGCCUAGAGCUGCUCAGCCUGACCAAUGCAAGGAGCACAGACAGCAAUCACCACCACUUCCGUGCCUUGGCCACCGAGCCCACUGCUGAGCCAGGCAGAGUAACGAUGCAUCGUCCCCCUGCUCAGAAGGUGAAGCCAGAAGACGUGGCUGCCCCUGAACAUGAGUGGCAAAACCUGGGAAGAAAUUUGCUUGGAAACCAGGAUCACAUAAAAGAGGAGAUUGAAAAACUGAAGCAAACCUACGAUUCACAGCAGCAGAAGCUGGAAGAGAAAAUGAUCGCAAUGGGGAAGGAGCUGCAGAAGGCGAAGAAAGCAGUCCAUGACCCCCAGCAGAAGCUGGCAGAGCAAUCAGCAGUGCUGCUCGCCUCUCAGAGCCAACUCCAGGAGGUGGAGGCAGAGAACUCCCAGCUGCAGCUGAAGCUAAAGGAGCUGAGCGAGGAGUACCGCUGCCGGCUCACGCAGUACAUCAGGGACGUGGCGGAGUACAUGGUUGGCAAACCCAGCACCCGAAGCGGGCCUAGCAAGGCCCCAGCUGAGCAUGCAGACAUGAAGCGCUUUGUGGACAACAUGCUGAAGGACAUCAGAGCUUCCUACAAGGCUCGGGAGGAGCAGCUGGCUGGAGCAGCACGCAGCUACAAGAAGCGCAUGAAAAACUUGGCCAAGAAGCAUGAGAACCUGCUGAUUGCAUACAGUGUGCAGCGAGAGAAGAUCCGCUCCCUGGGCAGCAGCGAGAUGGAUUCCGGCCCUGCUGAGCUCCACUUUGCCAUCACAGACCCAGAGCUGCUGACAAACACAACCCAGGAGCUGAACCGGCUGCGGGAGAGCAAAGCCAAACUGGAGCUGCAGUUACAUGAAUUGCAGAAGAAAAGACUGAAAGAAACCUCUGGUUUUCAGCUGUCUCCUGACCAGAAGCAGGAUGAAGAGGGCUGGGCAGAGGUCAGGAAGCAGCUCCAGGAGUUCACACACACCACCCAGGAGGAUCUGGAGAAGGAGAGGAGUCAGCUGCUGACACGGGCAAUUGUGGCAGAGGAACAGGUGUUGGAGCUGCAGGAUUACAUAGAGAAGCACCUAGCAAGGUACAGGCAGGAGGUGCUGUGGGUGAGGAAGCUCGCCGGUGGUGAGGAACCACGUGCACGCAGUGCUGGGGCAGCUGAUGCUCACUCACUGCCCAGAUCAAGGAGGGCCAUCAGCCGUGAGCUCUAGCUCUGCCCUGCAACUCCAAGAAGCAGCACAGUUGUAAGGAAAAAACAGAGUUUAAAAGAAAAGGACUUUCUGUCCCGAGACUGGCCGAGGCAAGAAUCAUUCCCUGGCCAAGGCAUCGUUCCCUGGCCAAGAGCUGGGAUGCACAAUGCAGGGAACCAUAUGGGUGUCCUCAGUGUCAAAUUAACUGUACUGAAAUGGAACAGACGGUGGUGCUGUGUUUGUCCUCUGACCACUCUGCUGUGGCAGUUCUCCUUCCCUGAGCACACUGUGACUGGGACACAGGGCCACCCCUGGGCAACUGUUUGCUGUGUGAUUGCAGUGACAAGUUCCUGCUCCUGCCCUCAAGGAUGCUGCAGUGCUUUUCCUAGGUCAGACCUGGAGCGAGGUGCUCUUGGUUUAAGGGCUGGCUCUGCUCCUGCCUUUGCUCCUAUCUGAGUUUUUAAAAGAGAAGGGCAGGAGUGGUUCAAGCUGGACUCUGCCUCUAAGAGGUUACAGAAAGAAGAUGAGCUGCUCUGUCAUGGUGAGAUAACUUUUUUUCCUCUGUGUUGGAACUAGAAAAAGAAAUGCUAUGUGAUGUGAGCAGGACCAAACUGAAUUCU